UACUUCGAUUAUAAGUAGCGGUUUUAUUAUUGAGAUUGGCUAUCGAUAAAAACGCUGGCCAGUUUGUUGGUAAUUUACUUCAAAAUAAACACUCUCUUCAGUUUAACUAAAUUCAAUUUAACUGAAACAAGAAAAGCGAAAACUUAAUUUCUCAAAAAAAAACACCGGCUAACAGCUAAAAACUCGAAAAUUGCAAAUGAGUCAUCAUCGCUAUCUACCGCAGGAACUAUGGCUGAGUAUAUUCGAGUACAUCAACCUAAUAGAACUGUGUAGUUCCGUUAGACUUGUAAGUCGUUCUUGGAACAACAUAGUUCUCUGCUGCUUCCAGGAAAACAAAUACAGGUGGCUCAACAUGGCUUCAAGUGGAUCCAACGACAGUCGAAGAGCUGCAAUGGGAUCCAUCGAAAAUCGGAAAGCUGUAUUGGGUUCCACCAGACAUCGAGUCUCCAAUAUGCAGAAGUCUCAUAAAAGAACUGCAGAUGUCUUGCUUAAAGAUUGUAUGCUUUUCAGGCUGCAGUUUGGAUUCGAUCUUUCAAGCUUCGAAGCUGUUACAUUGCGCAAUCAGGUUUCAAUAACUGACCAAGGAUUCCGAUACGCAAUCACUAUGUCUUCAAACCUCACGAAUUUAGUUUUAUCCGGAUGUGUCAAUCUAACAGAUCUUAGUAUGGUAUCGAUCGGAAAACUGACCUACCUCAAAUCCCUAGACGUCAGUAAAUGCAUCAGACUAACAGACCAGGGAUUUAGUUACUUUUCCCAAGGAAAGACCAAAGAUCUGAAGUGUUUGAACAUCAGCGCAUGCGAACACAUUACAGAUAAGUCAUUGAAGAUCAUCUCGGAGACUUUCGGGUCGACUUUAAACUCGGUUCUGGCAUCCGACUUAAUUCUUAUUUCGGACUGUGGAAUUGAGCAGUUGACAAGAAGUUCCAUCUUUUUGAAAUUUUUGGACCUCAGUUUCUGUCCAAAAUUGACGCCAUUAUGCUUGACUUACCUCGAAUGCUGCAGUUUAGAGUUUUUGAAGCUGGAAGGAAGCUUGUUGCCAAAAAGAAGGACUGAAAAUUGCUUCAAGGCUGAAGACUAUGGACUAAAUGGUGAAACUAAAAUACCAAUCACAGCCCAUUAA
Symsagittifera roscoffensis is the source of this 1120-nucleotide messenger RNA. Its product is annotated as F-box/LRR-repeat protein 16-like. The coding region runs from base 197 to 1120 and encodes 307 amino acids. Gene Ontology annotation, molecular function: protein binding. The record is from RefSeq and is a predicted model, not a curated record. Gene Ontology annotation, cellular component: cytoplasm. Lineage: Eukaryota; Metazoa; Xenacoelomorpha; Acoela; Convolutidae. The transcript is spliced from 4 exons.